GAUUUGCUGAGACACAAAAGCUCUGUGCUAGUGAAAAGAAACAAGAACAAAUGUGACUCUUCUGAGGCUCUUCGACAGAGAGCCAUAUUGAAAUGCAUCAGAGUGAAAACAAUUAAACUGUUUUUAUUCCUGGGGAAAGAAAACACAAUGAAUAAAGCAGACUGUGGUAUCAUUACUCUUAUCUUAUAGGUUAUGUGCCAAAGUAGACUUGGAGCACACUUGGAAACUGCACAGAUAUCCCCACAAAACAUCCUGAUGUUGAUGAGUUCAGACUGCCCUGGUUAGAAAUGUUCAACCCACCUGUAAGAUUCCUUUGCCUCUGAUAUGUAACCAGUGUGUUUUCCAGUGGGUUUUGUUGGGAAAGGCACAGUUUGAUCUUAUUGGUCAGCUGCUGCCCUGUGCCGUCUAUAAAACGCAUGACAAGAGCUCCGGAGCGGAGACUGUCUGAGGGCGCAGAGCAGCGCCGCGCAGCGCACAGGAUUCACCCGAGGAGGAAACACCUGUUACUGACGGAGCAAGUGGACAGAGAGGAAGGAGUGCUUUGCUUUAGUGCUACACACCUGACUGCAUCUACACCACACACCCACACAUCCCACUGCCUGGUGGGACCAUGUGGGUUCUGGAUAAGAUCCGCGGGUCGGUGGAGACUGGCGUGCUGCGACAGGGGGAGAACGGAGACAAAAAAGCUGCCACGCCAUCUUACAGCAACGUCCUCACCCCAGACAAGAUCCCAGACUUUUUCAUCCCGCCAAAGCUGGUGAGCACCCCUCCAGAACCUGAGAUUCCUAGCCUGAAGCCCAAAGAGGGACUGCAACCCUCAACUUCAGAGCAAACCAUUGGCAGUGGAAAGAAGAUCAGCAGCCCAAGAAGUCCACGGCUGGUAGCCAAGAUUGCAGGGGACACCAAGAACUUGCUGAGAGCAGCAAACCGUCACAUCAUACAGAUCGAGAGUGCUGAUGAUGUUGUGGCUGGAGACACAAAUGCAGACCCCCAGUCGCAGACAGCGAUGUCCCUGCCUUACAUCCCCAAGACUCACACACCUUAUGGCUUUGCAACCCUGAAGGAAAGCCCCCACACUCGCCGCAAAGAGUCACUCUUCCAUUGCGAGCACACCAGUCCCAUCACCUCCCCGAACACCCAGAGGAAGGGGAAAAGCAGCGAUGGGGGAAACCAUCUGAAUCCGGCUGACUUCAACACCUCUCACAUGAAUCCUUAUCGAUACUUCAGCGGUGGGGAAAGUGACACUUGCUCCUCCGCUGAGUCCUCUCCCUUCAGCUCCCCCCUGCUCUCCCGCUCUGCCUCCCUGCUCAAGAUCUUCACCCAUGAGACACAGGCCAAAGUCGUGAAAGCCAAGAGGACGUUCGCUCGCCACAGUUCCCUCUCCACCGACGAGUGCAGCUCUGCCGAGCCCAGUCCCAACAUCCAGCGAAGGCUCCAUGUGCCCUCCUUGCACGGAGGUGCUGGGGGGUCAGACCACGGGCUCCACCGGGAGCACACCAUCAACCUGCACAAAGGCGGGUCGUUGAGGAUCAGCGCCAACUACGACUCCAGCACCUCCCGCCUGCUCAUCCGCAUCCUGGCUGCGGAGAGUCUUUACGACAAGCACUUUGACAUCAAGAGCAUCAACUGCUGUGUGUCCGUCUACCUGAACCCAGGCAAGCUGCAGAAGCAAAGGAGCAACAUAAUCAAGAACAGCCGCAACCCGGUCUUCAACGAGGACUUCUUCUUUGACUCAAUAAGCUCGGUUCAGGUGAAGAACCUGUCAGUGAAGUUCAAGGUGGUGAACAAGGGCACCAGCCUCAAGAGGGACAAUCUGCUGGGAGAGCGGGAGGCGCCUCUUACAAAGCUGCUCUCAGGGCUUUAAAGCCACAGGGGGCAAAAAAAACAAGGAUGCUGACUGAAACUUUAAUUAGAUGUUUGCACUGGUUUCUAUACAAACGGCUCUUUUUAUUCCAAUAGAUGAAAAAGGCGAACUACAAUAAAGGGAGGGGACAACAAAGGGUUUCCAGUAAGUGAAACAUAUUCCUAGAAGGAGGGAGGCUUUCUUUUGAGUUCUAAAAAAAGAAACACCAAGCUCAGAAAAUGAAUCACUUGAUGUACAUGGUCGGAUGAAGGAUUUGUGGUGGUCGAGGCCUGCCUGGUUGAAUGCUCAUUAAACCAAGCCGGGCUCGACAGCAACAGAUGAAUUCGACAGAUGAAAGGGUUUUUUUUUCUUUUCUGGAUGUAUCUCCCAGCCAACUUCCUCAGCCAGGUCUGGUUCAAAGGUUGGACGACACCUGUGCAUCAGCCUGUCUCACUGUCCUUGUCUGCAUUGUGUUCGCCAUGCGUGGCACGGUUUUAUUAUUGUAAUGUGACAGAGAUCCACAGCAGCACAGGAUGUGAUUCUGCUUUAGCUACAUCAUGUGUUCGGCACAAAGACGUUUUUGUGAAUCAGUGCGAGCUUUGAAGUGGCACUACAUCCUGAUGUGCAAAUGACCCUUUGAUCCCAGUUGCCAUGGCCCACCUCCUACAGGGGAAGGUGAGGGACAAAUAGAGCAGUCACAAUAGACACAUUUACAUGCACAUCGAAAAUAGAAUUAUAAUGUGAUUAGUAAUGCAAGUAAGACUAAACCUGUGAUUGCAUAAUCUCAUUAUGUAAUUAUUAACAGUUCUUAGUAACAGUUAAUAUCCCAGUAACGUAUAAGUGCUCCAAAAAUCUCAAAGUUUUGUAAAUUUAGUAGUAGUAAUGUUAAAGUUAAAGGUGACCUAGUAAACAAAUGUUGAGUUUACAUUCAGUGUCUCUUACCAAAACCCACUGUGUGAGUCGAACCUUCCUCAUAAGACAACAUUUGAAAAUGUUAUAGAUCCUGCAUUCUUUACGUCAGUGUUCACUUGCUAGCGUUCUUCUUCCUGACUGCCUUUGUUGGCACAUUGUUACAUUUGUUGGAGCGUUACACCAACUGUUGAUUGGCAGAAUAGUGUGAAACCAGCAGCAGGAUGUGGACUGCACGACACAAACAAAAUGGGGACCCACUUUUACAAUCUCCACAGAGUAUCUUUAAAGUUUAUUUUUCUUGAGACAAAUUUACAAAAGUUGUAUGCGCAGUAAGAAUAUUUGAACCUCGUUCUAAUGCAAAUCAAUGUAUGUCAAGUAAUGUGAAAGAAAUUAGAAUUUUUAUUGAUUCUAGAGACGCAUUCAGACGCUCUUGUAACAAGUUGAUUUCUAUUAUUCCAACAGAAAGGUUGAAAUAUUCUUAGUGCACUCGAAGAUUUCUUUACUUCUUUUAUGAAAGUUAAGUUUCCAAGUCUUUAACUGACUCACUGAGUUAAUGAAUGUGGAGCUAUAAGGAAGAAAUUUUUUAUGAGAAACUUCAUUCAUAUAUUUGAUAUGCAUUUUAUUUCUGUCUGGUUGAUGAAAUCUCUUCAGGCUUAUGAGGGACCUGUGUGGACACUCCAGCUGCAGACUGUCACGCACGCCUCAUCCAGUGUGGGCACCUUGAUUAAAUCUUUUGCAACUAGGCAACGGGCUCCUGCCAAAUAGAUCCGACCAACAUCUUCUCUCUCAAUUCAGAUCAGUCGGCGAUACCUAUCUGUUAUUCUGCACACCAAAAACACAGCAGCAGGGACGAUCAGCUUUUUUAGACACAAAAGAUCUUUUAGACGUUUAAAAUUUAUUUCCACUCUAUUUUCCAUUUUCUAAAAUGUUCAGUCACUAAAAGAUGAGUCGGUCAAAAUCAUCUCUCCCAACAUUUGUUUCUAAAGUAGCACCUGAUGGAUAGCAUUUUAUAAAUUACUUUAAUAGAAGUGGCAGUGACAAAGUGCUUUAUUGUGAUUUAACUGCGUUUUGAUCCAUUUUGACAGCAGUGGCACAAGAAACGUGGUUAUUAAAAGUCAAAUUAAAUGCGUCUUUCAUGUAAACAGAAUUUAACACUCUUCAAUUUAUGCAACCAGUAAAAUACAGAAAAAUACUUGUGUGCAUGUUAAUGUAUUAAAUGUCUCAUAUGAGAAGAACAGAGCACUGGCGUGUACCAGUUGCAUGGCAUGAAUAUGUCAGUGACAUACUGGUGUUUGCAUGACAUGCUCAAAGUUUUAUGAAGCCCUAAAGCCUUACUGUGUGUGUGUGUGUGUGUGUGUGUGUGAGUGUGUUUUGAUUAGCAUGACAUUUUGUCCAAAGUUGUUCAUUUUCUAUGUACGACAUGUAGUAUUUUGUAAAAAUGUUUUUGAUUGGUUUGAAAUGACUCGAAACGUGUGCUGGAUUUGUACUGUAUAUAACUACAUGUGUACUAGUUUCUACGAUUGUCAGUGAAAUGCCAAUUAUGCACCAGCGAGUGAGAAGUGCUGAUGAGAGGCAUUUUAAUUACGUCUGUUUCAAUGUUAAUGAAGCCCGGGGGAGGAGGCAGAAAUGUCAAGAAAGAAAUGAGGAAAACACGGCAACGAGGAAAACUAUGUUAUGUGUUUUGACAUGAACAUCCUUGAAGUACUCUGCUGUCCAUCUGAUGAAUUAGAAGAAAUUGCAUGUGAUUGCAGCCUCGAGUGCUCGACAGAGGAGAGCAACUACAGACAGAAAAGAAGUCAGAGACAUCAGAGUGAUGCAAAUUACUGAGGUUUCUCACACACUGCCCCAAAGCUUCAGUUUAAUUCUGUGAGAAUUACUCUCAACUGGUGUUUGUAGCUCACUUGUAGCACUGCUAUUGAUAUGGUCUAUAUACUUUAUAUACAGUGACACUGCUGGUUGUUAUGGUGUGAAACUCGGGUGAUCUGUUGUAAUCCCUGUUGCAAACAUACAGUGCCUGCUCGUAGAGUUAUUGUAUUUUCUACUCAAACUUCCUAAAUUAUACUCAACCUUGUUGUUACCAAACCCUUUCUGAGGUUUCUUCUAGCAUGACUAACAUACUUAAGUAGUGUCAGUACUAAACGUCAGUGGAUUCUUAUUGUUUAGUGGUGGGUCGCCUUGUGUUCUGAUUGUAGAUGAGGUUUCGCUGCCGAAACAAAUGUUUAUGAUGAUGAUACCCCUGAAAUAUGGGUGACGUGUUCCGCAAAUUGUCCAACUGAGUCCUAUUUUUUUUAUAACUAAUUGUUUUGACUGUUUUCAUGUGGCUUAUCAUUUAAUAGAAUUGAAAUGCAGGGAGAUAAACAAUAAACAGUUAUGCGACUGCUUCUGCCUGGCCAGGCUUAGCUGCUGUUAUCUGGCCUUGUCACAGACUCGUAGCUGCAAAUGGUGAAAAGUUUGGUCGCAUGUCUGAGUAGAACAACCUUAUCGGUAAACAUAUCUAAAGGAAUAUCUAUUGUAGCUUAAAGAGAUAGUCUUACCCAAGUCUUACCUUGAUAGGAGGUUAAAAAAAAACUGUUAUACUUAAAAAGUUUGUCUUUAACUUUAUUUUUAUGCCACAAGCUUACCAAAAUCCACAAAAGAUAUUUGAUAAGAAACCUAUUUUGGACCCAUGUUUCACUUCCUGUCUCCGAAUGGUUCCAGAAAAGGCAGAAACCGAAGACAAGAGUGUAGGCUUUAAUAUGUCACAUUUGACAACACAGCAGCACAAAGCUUUGAACACUUUGUGCUGCUCUUGUGGUAGAUUUUGAGCUAAGCUGGAGGCUCAACGCAUGUCUUAUAUUGGACAAUGCUGAGAGGUGAUAAGUCCUGAUAAGCCCACUUGGAAAAAAGGGACAGUACCUUGUCUUUGUUCCCCUUAACUUUCUGAAAAUCCUUUAUUUAAACAGUACUUGUACUUUUUUGUCAAAUUAGAUGCUCUUAUAAGUUUAACUAGACACUAGCCUUGAUGGAGGCUUCAAAACAGAUUUGAUUCUCACUAGUGGGGAAAGAAAUAUGUGUCAAAGGCCUUGUUGUUGCUACAUAAUUCAUAAAAAAAAAAAGUUCCUCUGCUAAGAUAGUCUCCUGCUACUAUUAGCAUGUUAGCAUUAAUCUUAAAGUGUAGCUGAUUUGACAUUUUGAGAAAAUGUCAUGCCAAGAGUUAGAUGAGAGGAUUGAUAGCACUCUCAUAUCUGUAAGUUAAAUAUUGAGCUAGAGCCAGGCAGGGAUUAUAUUAGCUUAGUGUAAAGAUGGAAAACAGGAGGAAACAGCUGGCCUGUGUGUGGAAACAACACGCCUACCAGCAUCUCUGAAGCUGAGUAAUUAAUAACCUACAUUAUAUUUUGUUUGUUUAAUCUGUACACAAACUGAAAUGUCAGAAUGGCAAGUUGUGGUUUUAAUGGGGGAUAAGGUGCUGUAACUAUUGGCAACCAGCACAGCGAUCAAAAAAGGUGAAAAAAUUUUGACCUGUCGGUGGCUCUAGAUAAAAUGUCAAUCGAGCUCUAAACUGGGUUCUCCCUCUGAGGACUAUGAAUAUAUCAAAUAUUAUGACAGUUCAUGCGGUAUUUAUCAAGACAUUUCAUAUAAGAUCAUAAGAUAUUUCAAGUGUUGAACUGACAGACAUUGCUGUCCCCAGAGUCACACUGAUUGCGUGGUUAAAAAAUGCCAACCUUUAUCUGAUCUACAGAAGAAUUAACUUUCCCAUUAUCCCUUCGCCUUUUGUUGUGGAGGAAAUCAGUCCUCAUAUCUCUGCACUCAAUAGCUGUUUAAUUAGGUACAAGGUGCAGAGGCUUGACUGAUAACAUUUAAAAUGAGAACUGAGGAGAACGUCAGUGCCUGCAUGUGUGAGAGACUGAGAGCGGCGGUAGCCAGUUGGAUGUUUUAUUUAAUUGAUGGUCACUUUUUAUUCGUUAAGCUGUUUUGAUAAAGUGUAUAUAUGCUGUAGCGUUUCUCAAGUCUUCCUGUCUUGACAGGUUCUCUAUGAAAAAUGAAACUGAAAAGUGCCGGUCCGUUACUUGACGCUGAAAUCUUUAGUUUAUUUCCAGGCUUAGAUAAACAAUGGAAGCUGGUUUCCAUGUGCUGUUGCUGUUCUCGUUGUGCGUCUGGCCUACUUUUUUUUUGCUGUGAUGCUACAACCACUGACAGCUGUCCUCUGGUUACUUACUGUGUUAAUGGGUGUGAAAUACUUUAAUUAAAGGAAAAGUUCCACAGCA
This is a messenger RNA of Dicentrarchus labrax (European seabass), 6999 nucleotides long. RefSeq names its product C2 calcium-dependent domain-containing protein 4C. The record is from RefSeq and is a predicted model, not a curated record. The coding region runs from base 611 to 1864 and encodes 417 amino acids. Lineage: Eukaryota; Metazoa; Chordata; Actinopteri; Moronidae. The transcript is spliced from 2 exons.